AUGGCGCCGCCGCUGGAAAAAGAUUCUAAUGAGGGCCAAGCUGAGAAUGAUGCAUUUGUGAAAAAUGGUUGGGAUGGCUUUAACAAAAAGGACAGGCUUCGAGAUCAUGUAGGCACCCGACCAAAUAGCUUUCAUAACACAGCAGUUAAAAGGUGCAAUAAUUUGAUGAAGCCUGAUCGAUCCAUUGCUAAUGCUAUCAACAAGCAGAGAGAUGUCACUAAAGCAGAGUAUCUUGCUAGAUUGAAUACUUCUAUUGAUGCUGUGCGAUACUUGUUGCAUCAAGGUUUAGCUUUUCGUGGUCAUGAUGAGUCAGAGAAGUCCAAAAAUAAGGGAAAUUUCCGAGAAUUGGUACAGCUUUUGGCAAAGCAAAAUGAGAAAGCAAAAAAGAUGGCGGUGGUUUUGCGAUAUGUGGACAAGCUUGGGUUGAUAAAAGAGAGACUCAUUGGUGUUGUUCAUGUGAGUGAGACCUCAGCUUCAUGUCUUAAAUCUAAUAUUGAUAGUCUUUUUGCUAAGUAUGGAUUGAGCAUAACACAAGUUAGAGGCCAAGGUUAUGAUGGAGCAAGCAACAUGAGAGUAGCUAAAAAGAAUGAUGAUAUUAGUGAUUUCUUUGAUAUGGUGUCUCUAUUGAUUAAUGUUGCUGGAGCCUCUUGCAAAAGGAAGGAUAUGAUUAGAGAAAGUCAACAACAGAGACUUACAGAAUUUAAUGAUCGUUUUAAUGAGGUAAAUUCUGAAUUGCUUACUCAUGUUGCUGCUUUCAAUCCUAAGAAUUCUUUUGAUGCUUUCAAAUUUGAGAGUUUGAUGGAGUUGGCAAAGGCAUAUCCUAGUGAUUUUGAUUCAAAUGAGCUGGACGAUCUUAGUCUUGAGCUUCAUAUUUACAUUGAUAAUUGUUAG
Molecule: messenger RNA, 891 nt
Organism: Sorghum bicolor (sorghum)
Lineage: Eukaryota; Viridiplantae; Streptophyta; Magnoliopsida; Poales; Poaceae
Exons: 6
Coding region: 1-891 (296 amino acids)
Source: RefSeq, a predicted model, not a curated record